AGUUUUAACUCUCGAACUUGAUAAAAAAAAACACGUGACUUUGAAAUGAUCUAAUUAAUAAGUUAUUGACAACUGAUAUUUACAUGUAAGGUCGUCAUUAAAAAUUUGCCGCAAUGAAAUACUUUAACCGCUGACAUUCAUAUCAAAUAUUCUCCCUGAAGCUAUGAAAUAGGGAGUUUUGCAGUCAGAAGUCACCGACCAGUUAUGGUACAUGACAGUGUUGGCCAUGCGUGAUCUAAUUUCUCCUGUCAAGUUAUGAAUUUACGACAUCUGAGGAAAAUGAGUGGUCACUUAAUUGCUUCAUUUUAAUUAAAUGUUUAUUUUAAAAACAAAGCUUGGACUGUGAUAAUGGAAGCGAAAAUUAUGAUUUAUUUUCUCGUUGGGAUUAUUUGUUAUUGUACACAACUAGCAAAGUCGGCUAUUCCAGAAUAUUUUGUUGAAGAGCACUGUAGCCAAACUCUUGCACUUAAUCACGGAAAUGCCGAGUCCGUCAGACUGAGGCUGACAAAAUCGUCAAAGUACUUGGACGGCAUGCGCUGCGCAAUGCGAAUACAAGCGCCGGAAGGGAAACGCUUGGUAAUCCACAUAGAAAACCUUGACAUUGACGGCAAACAAGAAGUUUUGUGUCAAGGUGGUGAUUAUAUUCAGUUCUUUGACGGGCCGUCAGAAUCUUCAAUUAUCCACCCUGAUUUGCCGGCGACGGUGUGCACGAAACCAAAAAAGAAGUACAUUUUGACUUCCGGUCGAUUUUUCGUAAUGAGAUUCGUCAGCAAUACUGACUUGAUUUCCGGGAGUGGAAUGAAACUUGUGAUAACAGCUUUUAGUGACGCGCCAUGCACCCAAGAUGAAUUCCAAUGCAAAUCGAGUUCACACUGCAUACGGCGUUCUUUACAAUGCGACCAACAUCCGAGCUGCCCGGAUGGAACUGAUGAAAGCAUGCCAGAAUGCUUAUCAACCGGUGCUAUUGUAGGAAUAUCCGUCGCUUGUGUUGCUGUUGUUGUAGCAGUUGUCGUUACGAUUGUUGUCGUCUGCAUUGUGCGCGAGCGCCGGAAGCGCGCAAGGAUUAUCAAACGAGCUAUACAGCACCAAGGAAGUCAGUCGACCUACUCCGGAUCCUUGGCUGGGUCCUUAUGGAUACAGUCUCAACAUCAAGAAGUACAACCAUCUGAAAGUAACCCAAUAUGGGACGGACAAAUAGAUCCAUCAAAAAUCGAUCCUAUAUGGGAUGGGCAUGAAGACCAGUCUAAAAUUGAACCGGAAGUGAACGUCAACUCGGAUUCGGAUAAAAUUUUACCAAAUUCGGAGGCAACCAAAAGUCCAAAACAUGCCCCGAUUUGGAUAAGUAAUUCGACUUUAUGGGAAAAUUUACACAACGAAUUAAGAAAUAUAAAGGCAUAUGACGUUCACAAUACUGACAAUGACAUAGAUACAAGCGUUAAAAGUUCGGUGGAAGUGAAUGGAACAAAUCAAGUUCAAGGUCAAAUGAAAAAGGUUCCUAGUGGUUUCUGGGACAUUGACCUAAGUGAACUAGGAAUUGAUAUAUCACCACCUUCGUCGCCGUCAUCAACGGUUUUGUAAAACGACGUAAUGCAUAUUUAUUUAAAAGCUCAAUUAUAAUACACAGCCUACAAAAACCUCAAGAACGAGAAAUUCAUAUAGCCCUGGUAUGGCUAGACCGUACGCGAUCGCUUUGACUGCAUGAAGAGGUCUAGAUACAACUUAGCCAAUAAUUAAGCCAAAUAUCUCCAGUAACAUCAACACGACAUCUAUAAAUAUAUUUCUUAAAAUCACUUUGGGUCAAGCAAUACAAAAAUUUCUCACCCAGGGAUAUUGGUUAGAAACAGACAUAUAGAUGUAUGAAAACUUGCUGAUAUACCGUUUCCCAAAUGUGAUGCAAUUAGCCUCAUC
Molecule: messenger RNA, 1908 nt
Organism: Ruditapes philippinarum (Manila clam)
Lineage: Eukaryota; Metazoa; Mollusca; Bivalvia; Venerida; Veneridae
Exons: 6
Coding region: 349-1578 (409 amino acids)
Molecular function (GO): protein binding
Source: RefSeq, a predicted model, not a curated record